Prorocentrum cordatum is the source of this 2814-nucleotide messenger RNA. NCBI's taxonomy places the organism in Eukaryota, Dinophyceae, Prorocentrales, Prorocentraceae. The record is from the annotation of a GenBank genome assembly.
CCAUUUUGGCUCAAGCCACUGUUCACGGCCCUGACCACGCGGCGAAGUUAUCGUUGCAUUCAAAACAGUGGAAUGUGGCUUUCCAGUGAUGGCACCUUCAAAUCUUGGUUGAAGCGGGUAAAAGGUGAUCAUUCUCAGUGGAAGUGGCUGCAACGCACUACAUCACGGUACUACACGGUCGACUUCAAAACGCAGAAGUUCUAUUAUUCCCAGGACCAAGCUCAGAAGAAUAUUUCGCAGCCAGUGCCAUUUCAUGAUUUGAAGGGUGCUGAGUUGCUGAAAGGUCGAGGACAAGGCAAACAGGGCGAUUGUGGUUUUCUAGUCCACACCUUUGCCCGCACAUACGAGCUCUACGCAGCCUCAGAAGCGCUUGCCGAGCGGUGGGUCGAGUCCCUGAAUGCCGCCACAAACCUGGCAUCGAGGGACCACUACGCAGAGGCAUACUGCCUACCAGACAGAGCGGCAAGUGGCUGGACCCUGGAUCCGCAGAGCCGUGUGGGUGCCUGGCAGCUGGCAGGCGCAAGCCCGAGCCCGACAAGAAGUGGCGGGCUCGGAUACGUGUUUGACGAGGCGGGUGACGAUUCCGAGGCCAGGUGCCGUGAGGCACUCUACCAGAUCCCCAAUGAUGUUCGCAGCGCUGCAGCCGAGCGGGAACCGCGGUGGGCUCAGUUGAGCUGGAGUGAGCGCCUCUCGGCCGUGCAGAGCUUCGCUGGAGGAACGGGCCAUGGGAUUGCCUACCCGACCGCUGCCCAGACCUCUUCGCCACAGUCCGACGGCCUACGCCACCGUCGCCGCUUGGCGCCAUCCUGCCCGUGGUCACCUUUCGAGGAGGAGCGCCUCAGCUCAGCAGCACUCUCUGCGGUUCCACUCGCAAGCCAUGCCGGUGCAGCGCAUGCUGGCACAACGGGUGCCCUGCUGAGCAGCCGUCCUGGCAGCGAAGCGUGGGACGCAGCGAUGUUUGCAACCCCGCGCGAGGUACCGCUCGAGGUCGACGCCGCCCGCGCCAGGCCGGAGGUACAGGAGCAGUGCCGCGCUGCGCUCCUCACGAUGCCUUGUUCAAUCAGAAGCGCUGCAGCCCUGGAGCACGAAGAGGCCUGGCCACGAUUCACGUGGGCCGAGCGGUUCUCGGCCGUCCGCAGCUACUGCUUGCAGCACGGCUUCGAGUGCGAGGACGUCCUCGGGGCACCAGCAGCUCUGCGGCAGCAGCCCGUGGCAGCACUUCGUGACGGGCGCGAUGCAGCAGGAGCGCGACAGGUCGCGCCGUGCUCAGAGAGCCAGCGACUGCAGGCCAUCUUCGCCUACAGCGACUCCCUGCAGAUGCUCGUUGGUCACCACGUGGAGGCGCUAGGACGGGCAGUCAUCGAUGGCAUGCAGCAGAGAGCCGUGAGGGAUGGCGAGGUGGUAAUACAGCAGGGCAAGGAGAACACCCACAUGUACAUCGUCAACGAAGGUUCCUUCGAUGUCCUCAUCCGCUAUGGCGAGGGCCCCGCUGUGAAGGUCUGCCAGUAUGGUCCAGGCAUGGUCUUCGGCGAGCACGCUAUGCUCAGUAACGCCCCACGAGCUGCUACUGUCGUCGCCACAUCGUCCAGCAAGCUUUGGACUCUUGAGCGGGAAGCCUUCCGUGCUAUCGUCAGGGCUCCAGAGGAGUCCAAGACUAUCGGUUUUCUUGGAGGGGUAAUGUUGCUUAUCAAUAACCUUGCUGGGCCUACUAUUGUAUCCAUGCCAGCGCUUGCGCAAGAAGCAGGAUGGCUCUCCGUUGCCCUGGUACAGGGCAUUGUGGCAAUUGUCGCAUGCGCUUGCGGCUACAUGUUGCUUGGGGCAAUGAGGAGAAUGCCAGGAAACAGCAAUUUCGAACAGCGCAUAGAGUUUACAAAUGUGGCAAUGUUUUACUUGCCGCACAAGACAUACUUGUUUGUGAUGUUGUGUUACCAUGCGAACUCAAUAUUGUCGCUAAUGUCGCUCAUCAUCCAGUCAGGCCAGGUUAUCGAUUACUUGAUCCUCAACUUCAACGGCUGUUCUCCAGGGAUCACUUUUGAUGAGAGUGGAGGGCUGAGCUAUGUCUGCGGUACUCGGACUGACUCUGUAACCCCUUUUGGCGACAGGACGGUGAUGUCCAGUGCUAUGGUCAUCGUUGGUGUGAUUUGCGCCCCGUUUGCCGUGAAGAAUCUAGAUGACAAUGUGGCUCUCCAGUAUCUUGCAAUCCUCGGGCUGAGUGUCAUGAGUGUCGUCUGGGUUGCGAUUCUUGUGUCCGAGCCCGACUUUCCCACACUCCUGCCGGCAAUGACUACCAUGCAGGGGGGGUUGAUAGGAACCGUUCUUUUCAACUUCGCGUUUACAAGUGCAUUGCCUUCGUGGGUUAAUGAGAAGCGCCCUGAGGUGUCGGUCUUCGCCAGCUUUGCGCUGACCAUGGGAUAUGUCCUUGUGGUUUACACUGUCAUUGGUAUCGUAGGCGGCAUGGCUUACAAGCCGUUCUACACGACGGAUGAGAACUUGUUCAGCAAGUUGAAUGCAGGCGGCUCGAAGCUGGGACGAGUGACCGUGACGGCAUAUCCGAUGCUACAGAAUUUCACUUCGAUUCCGGUAUUUUCCAUUUUGAUUCGUUACAAUUUGGUCCAGUCAGGACUCUCUGAUGGAAUGGCAACGUUUAUCGCUGUAGUGGUGCCUUGGAUAUUGAGCAUCGCCUUCUACACUGGUUCUGGUUUCAAUUCCAUCUCAGAGAUUGGUGGUCUUGCAACCUCUUCGGUGAUCAAUUUCAUUGUGCCUGCGGCUUUAUAUGCUUCAGCAAGACGGUGCGCAUCCGAAAUUCAACAGUGA